AUGGCAUCCCAAACACCGAUGGAAGAUGCUAUCAGACAAAAGCUCACAGAGACUCUUGCGCCUGCAAGUCUGGUAAUCCAUAACGAUUCACAUAAGCAUUCACACCACAAAGCAAUGCAGGGUGUGACGUCUAAGGAGACACAUUUUCGCCUUGAGAUCAUUUCAGAAGCUUUCAUGGGCAAGCCGCAAAUAGCUCGCCACCGCAUGGUGAACCAGUUGAUGAAGGAUGAAAUGGCGGCGGAGGGAGGUAUUCAUGCUUUGCAGCUGACGACGAGGACGCCUGAAGAAGACGAACGACUUCGGUCGAAGGAUGUUUCGUGA
This is a messenger RNA of Pseudocercospora fijiensis CIRAD86, 321 nucleotides long. RefSeq lists its product as uncharacterized. The coding region runs from base 1 to 321 and encodes 106 amino acids. The transcript has 3 exons. The record is from RefSeq and is a predicted model, not a curated record. Lineage: Eukaryota; Fungi; Ascomycota; Dothideomycetes; Mycosphaerellales; Mycosphaerellaceae.